Messenger RNA from Symbiodinium natans, 1002 nucleotides. NCBI's taxonomy places the organism in Eukaryota, Dinophyceae, Suessiales, Symbiodiniaceae. The record is from the annotation of a GenBank genome assembly.
AUGCCGCUGCUCCCGGACACGGCGCCCACCGCCAAACCCGAGGUUCCAUCUUCGGUGCGGAGAGACAGCGGCAGUGGUAGUGGGAGGCACAGGCGGAGCUUCUUUGACUCGGGCAUGGAGAGCUCGGACGACGAGGAGCGCAUCACCUACUCCUUUCCGGGAGAGGGCCCCUCCCGCUUCUCGCCCUCCUUCGCGGGCAGCCCCUACCGGGACCCGGCCACAGAGUCGAGAGCCCCAGAGUCACACGACCAGGGCCUCUUCUCCUUCGCCUCGAAGCUCUUCGAGAUGUUGGGGGUUCCUCUCAGCGAGGCGCCGAAGGCCCCGGUGACCCCCACAUUCAGUCCCAGCGAGACGGCGAUCAUCUUCGACUGGGACGACACCCUCUUUCCCACUUGGCACGCCUUGGAGGUCAAGGAACACAGGUUGCCUGAUGACAAGGCCUUUCGAGACUCCAUGGAGCAGCUGACGAGAACUGUCCGCGACCUUUUGAGACAAGCCCGGUCUUGUGGUCGCGUGGCCAUCGUGACGCUGUCGCGGCGUCCCUGGGUGGCGGAAUCGGCAGCCGAGUUCAUGCCUGGGCUGCAGAUUGAAGCUCUGCUAGACGAGUUGCAGAUUCCGCUGAUCUACUCCCGGGAGUGCGUGAAGAAGCAUCACAUGCGAAGUCCCGACGGCGAGUUCGAGGAGGGUGUGUGCCCGCUGACCAUGGCAAAGGAGCAGGCCAUGAAGAAGGUCCUGAAACGGCUAUAUGGGAAGAAUCCCUGGAAGAAUGUCCUCUCGAUCGGAGACUCUGUUACCGAGAAGACAGCCAUCACGGAGCUGCACUGGGCAAUCAUGGGUGAGGAUUCGAAGAGCUGCUGCAAGACCUUGAAGAUGCUCCACAACCCCACUCUGACUCAGCUGCAGACGGAGCUUACCGCGAUUAAGGACGCAUUGCCUAACAUGGCCAAGCGCGCGGGAGACUUCACAUGGGCUGUCGAUGAGAGGGGCCUCAUCGGGUCGUAG